AUGUCCCGCGGGAAAAAACUGUUGGGUCUUGCUUUAGGUAAAAGUGAAAGUGAUAACAAAAAUGAUGUUUUUGAUUUUAAAAAUGACGAUAAUGAUCCUUGGGAAUCCUAUAACAAAUGGAGGGCAAAUACCGAACAUUUAGAAAAAAUUCAUAAUACCUAUAAAGUGGAAUAUACUCCAGAAAGAUCGUCAAAAAAUAGUUCAACAAUAAUAUCUUCAUCUUCGAUUUCUUGGAAACCUGACGAAGAUAAUAUUGAUAGUGAUAUAAGUAAUAGCAAUUCCACAUCCAAAAGUGAAAUUUUGUCCUUAGAAGAAAUACAGAAUAUUCAAAAUAAUUUACCUCCUUUAAACCAUAGCCAAGCUGAUUUGGAUGAAACACAGGAUAUUCAGAAUAAUUUAUCGACAUUAAAUCAUAGCCAUAGGGAUUUGGAUGAAAUACAGAAUAUUCCAAGUAAUUUAUUGACUUUAAAUUGUGACCAAACCAAUUUGAAUCAACCUGAACAGGGCUCAUCUAGGAUUCAAAUACUUUCAAAUGUAAUUUUAACUCCUACUUCUAGUAAUAACAAUCAGGAACAUUUAGUAUCUAUAAAAAACUGCGAAAUUGCAACAAGUAAGCGCAAUGCUCGAAUAUGGGAUAAAAAAGACAGAUGUCCUUUUUGUUAUAAAGAUGUAACAAACUUUUCGCGCCAUUUAUUUAGAAAUCACAAAAACGAAGAAAGUGUUAUAAACAUUUUAAACUUUUCUAAAGGAAGUAAAGAUAGGAAAAAGUACAUUGAUUUUUUAAGAAAAGAAGGUAACUUUUCAGCUUUUUAUGAAAAUAAAGUUCGACCAGUUCAAAGACCAACCUCAAACCUUAGCAAAAAAGAAGAUUUUUUGCCUUGCAUUUAUUGCAAAGGACUAUAUAAAACAAAAUCAUUGGGGCGUCAUUCAAAAAAAUGUUUUUUUAAUAGCAAUCAAAGUAUGACUCAAAUAAGACAUGCAAGUGAGGCACAAACUAUUUUGGCAUUUACUGAAUCUAGACGUACCUUUUUAAAUAGAUUACGUCUUAAAACUGAAGUAUUUCCCACCAUGCAUGCUGAUAGAAUUUCGUUAAAUGGAAAAAAAGAUCCAAUUAUUUGUCAAUAUGCUGAAGAUUACUUAAGAAAACACAAAAGGCCCCAUAUAAAAAAUUUAGUGGCCAAUAAAAUAAGGGAAUUAGGCAGAUUUCUUAUUCCAAUGAAAGAGAUCUAUAAAAUAGAUAAUAUGCUAGAUGCUCUUAAACCAGAAAAUUAUGAUAAAGUGGUUUCUGCAGUAAGAAUUAUUUCUGGAUAUAAUGAAACAGACAAAUCAUUCCAAGCACCUUCCUUAGCUCUUCAUUUUAAAACAAUUUUAUUAUCAGUUUGUUCUGCAGCUAAAACUUUAUUGUUAAAAAAAGAUCCAAUUUUACCUGUAACUGACUAUGACAACAUUUUGAAAAAAUUAAAAGAUUUUAGAGAAUUGGUUGAUUAUAAUUGGAAAUUUGAAAUGGGAAGUUUGGCCCUCAAAGAUUUAAACGAAAAAUGUUCAACCCGCCCUAAAAAGAUACCUAUAAGCAAUGACAUUAUUUUAUUUAAAGAUUAUUGUUAUGCUUUAGGUACUAAAGCUAUAAUUUCGUUAAGAAAAUAUCCUUACAAUUUAAAGUUAUUUAAGGAUCUAAUUGAAGUAACUUUGGCAUUAACAAUUUUAAUUAACAGAAAAAGAAUUGGUGAUGUUCAGUAUUUAAAACAAAAUACUUAUCAUGAAUCUGAGAAUAAUUUUCAAAAAGAUUGUUUUGACGUUUUAACAGAUGUAGAAAAAGAGAUAUCAAAAAAUUUUAAAAGAGUGGUAACAAUAGGAAAAGGUAGUAAGCCUGUCCCCAUUCUUUUUCCAAGAAAAAUUCAAGAAUAUAUCGAGGUAAUUUUUGAAGUAAGAAAUAAGACAGAUUUCAUCCCAACAGCUAACCCUUAUUUAUUUGCGUUACCUGGCAGUACCACUAAAUGGAUAGAUGGAUCCAGGGUAUUAAGAAAAUUUGCCGCAAAUUGUGGAGCUGAAAACCCGUUAACUUUAACAUCAUCACGACUACGCAAACAAAUCGCUACCGUUCUUCAAAUUUUAAAUUUAAAUGAAAUAGAAAUGGAACAGGUAGCUAGUUUUAUGGGCCAUACAAAGAAAACCCACGAAGAGUUUUAUAGGUUGCCACAGGAGUUAUUUCAAACUUCCAAAAUUGCCAAAUUACUAUUAAUGAUGGAAAGGGGAGUGAACAAAGACGAUCAAGGUAAAUCUUUGGAACAAUUGGAUAUAGAACUAGAAACAGAUGAAUUACUUGAAAUACAGGAGAAAACUAAAGAUGCAUCCACUUCGAAUAUGGUAGAAUCCAAUACAACAUUUGAAAAUGAAGAUUUAGUUAGUACACAAGAAAUUAAAAGACAACAAAUAAAAAAAUUGGCUACAUUUAUUCGAGCAAAUGCUGGUCGAAAAUCAAUACCUGCUCAUUAUUUCAAGCAAGUUGCAGAAAGGGCUAGAGUUUUGGAAGAUUUUUACAGAUAUAAGAUAUUAGAUUUUGAUAUUGAAAAAAGUGAAGUUCAACAGAAAAGACCUGUAGUGUGGUGUAAUUCAGAAGAAAUACUGGAGGAGGUUAUUCAGAGGAGACGUUUAGUUGGUAACUAUGUCAUGAAAAUAAUGGCAGAUGGUGGCCAGGGAUUUUUAAAGUGUGUAUGA
Messenger RNA from Brassicogethes aeneus, 2715 nucleotides. NCBI's taxonomy places the organism in Eukaryota, Metazoa, Arthropoda, Insecta, Coleoptera, Nitidulidae. The record is from the annotation of a GenBank genome assembly.